Messenger RNA from Tripterygium wilfordii, 1170 nucleotides. RefSeq names its product ATP-dependent Clp protease proteolytic subunit 5, chloroplastic-like. The transcript is spliced from 9 exons. The coding region runs from base 33 to 962 and encodes 309 amino acids. Gene Ontology annotation, biological process: protein quality control for misfolded or incompletely synthesized proteins. NCBI's taxonomy places the organism in Eukaryota, Viridiplantae, Streptophyta, Magnoliopsida, Celastrales, Celastraceae. Gene Ontology annotation, molecular function: ATPase binding; ATP-dependent peptidase activity; serine-type endopeptidase activity. Gene Ontology annotation, cellular component: endopeptidase Clp complex. The record is from RefSeq and is a predicted model, not a curated record.
GUACCAACCCAGAAGAAUCAGCUUAUACAGGAAUGGCCUACGCAAUUUCUUGCAUCUCCGCCACACCCGCCGCCGCUUCUUCCUCCACCAAAUCCUCCCGGGAAUCAUCUUCCUGUCGUGCGACAACUCAAAAGCAACUUUUCUUUCCCGUCGACCCUCUUCACCCCAGGAAAUUGAGGAAGUUGGUUAGUAAGAGGACGAAUCAACGGAAUUCUUCGGCAAGAGCUGUUUACUUGGGAGAGUUUUGGACACCGGAGAGUAGUUCGCGGCAGGGAAUUUGGUCAAUUAGGGAUGACCUCCAAAUCCCCUCUUCGUCUUACUUUCCCGUCUAUGCACAAGGAGAAGGGCCGCCUCCGAUGGUCCUUGAGCGCUUCCCUAGUGUCAUAAGUCAACUUUUUCAACAUAGAAUAAUACGCUGUGGUGGAGCUGUUGAGGAUGAUAUGGCUAAUGUUAUUGUAGCUCAGCUUCUCUAUCUUGAUGCUGUUGAUCCUCACAAGGAUAUUGUCAUGUAUAUCAAUUCCCCAGGAGGAUCAGUUACUGCUGGCAUGGCCAUAUUCGACACAAUGAGGCAUAUUCGUCCUGAUGUUUCCACUGUCUGUGUUGGACUGGCGGCUAGUAUGGGAGCUUUCCUGCUGAGCUGUGGGACAAAAGGAAAAAGAUACAGCUUGCCGAAUUCGAGGAUAAUGAUCCAUCAGCCUCUUGGUGGAGCUCAAGGUGGCCAGACUGACAUUGAUAUUCAGGCAAAUGAAAUGCUGCAUCACAAGGCAAACCUGAAUAGUUAUCUUUCUUAUCACACUGGUCAAAGUAUUGAGAAGAUCAACCAGGACACAGACCGUGAUUUCUUCAUGAGUGCCAAAGAAGCCAAAGAUUAUGGCCUUAUAGAUGGCGUAAUCACAAAUCCUCUUAAAGCACUCCAACCACUGGCAGCUGCAGCAGACAGUAAUGGCCAGCCUGUCGCGUGAAACUUCUCCCCCACUGCGGCCAUAACUUACAAUGUUCUUAUGGCAUGGUAGGUUUGAACGGGGAAUACUGGAAUAGUCACUGUAGUGUUCUUGAGUUCAUUUUAAUUUAUAUUGAACGAUGUUCAUAUCUCAGAAUUGUAUAAACUUGUUUCCACCCUUUUGGGUUGUUAGUUAUAACUAAAGCUUGCCAAAUUGAUUGAAUUGCAAA